ACUUGGCUCAGUGUGGCGUGCUUUACAUGGUCGAGGGGGUUGCGAAUGAGAGAGGGGGGAGGCAACACGUUGACUAUGUGGGAGUUAGUGCUACGAUACAGAGAAACUGAACCGACAAAGAGUUUCUGAUAACUUGCUGGAUACCCCACCCCCAACCCCCUCCUCUUCCUUUCUCAUAUGCUUCCUCCUGCAGGUACACGGCGUCUAUCAGAGCGACCUUCUUUUUUUUUUAUUCAACAGGAACACCACGCACACGCCGGCGAGGGCGCCUAAGAGCUCAGCUAUGUGUGCGCUCAGGGUCUGGCGAGUGCUGUGCACGCUCUGCUAUGUGGGUGCAUCGGUGUUUGUGAACGGGGUCGCUCUGGAGCAGAACUGCACAGACGACUAUGACAACGAGAUCCCUCAGGACUAUCUGACAGAGGAGUCACCGGUGACCCCGUGCCAGGCUGUGGAUCUUUCCCGCUGGGACAAACUGUUCAUCAACCUGGAGGACGCCCACAUGAGGCAGAACAUUCUGCUGGAGUCUGUGGAGCGGUGCUGCGGGGGGGCGGCUUCUUUCCGAGCCCAGGUGGAGAAGCUGGCCAAGGAGGCCUGCCGGCAGCGCCUGCCCAGCCUCGACUCCGCCUGCCACACGCAACUGGAGCAGGUGAGCCUCAGGCUGCAGCGAGGCCUGGCAGAGCUCAGGGUGGAGGGAGCGGAGAGAGAGAGGAGGAUGAACUCCACCUUGCACCAGCUCCUGCACGCCGCUCGUGAGCAGAGCGCAGAGUUAAAGAGGCCGGAGGAAAGUGGAGCUCACGGAGCAGAGGCCAUGGGAGGGGGCAGGUCAGCCGGAGCAGGGCAGAGCGGGGCCGGACCGAUAACACCCAGGCCCGGGGGGUCGGGAGCGGGGCUCGGCUUAGGAGUGAAGCCUUUUACGCCUGGUUUGAAGGAGCAGAAAGUGGCGUCAUCGCUGGACUUGGCCAAACUGGAGCGAUCCCUGGUUGCUAUUGCAACGCAGCUGCAGAAGAUGCAGCUGCAGCUGAGCCGACUCGUGGAGCGUGUGGGAUGAUGAAAGCUGGACAUAACGUAAGGAGGAGGGGGCAGAGGGAGAGGAAACGUUGCAGGAAAAGAAAAAAAAUAGAAAAAUGACAGGAUGUUCCUCCAUCAUGUUUGAACUCUCAAAAAAAGUUUCAUUUUGCACCUGUAGUAUUACUUUUUUAUGCUGUUACCAAAGGCUGAAGUCUAUUUUAUUGUGUGUCUUGUGUGGUUUUUUGUCCGGUGACAAGGAAUAUAAAUGCUCUCUAAAUGUUGCGGGUUUAUCCUAAUGAAUAAAAACUCAUUAA
Messenger RNA from Lampris incognitus (smalleye Pacific opah), 1322 nucleotides. RefSeq lists its product as uncharacterized. The transcript has 2 exons. The record is from RefSeq and is a predicted model, not a curated record. Gene Ontology annotation, molecular function: complement component C1q complex binding. The coding region runs from base 284 to 1048 and encodes 254 amino acids. Gene Ontology annotation, biological process: innate immune response. Lineage: Eukaryota; Metazoa; Chordata; Actinopteri; Lampriformes; Lampridae.